AUGGUCUCGGAUUUGGUGCUGAUCUGCAUCCUUACUGCUUCACACUCAGCUGCGAGCCUGUGCUCCACUCCUAUGUGCAACAACCAAUGCUGUCGCUUCGUGGAGCGCUUUCCUGGCAGACUUCGGAGGCUGAGAGAAGACUACGUGCAGAUCCGGGACUUCUACGAAGCAAACGAUGACCUGGACACUGCGCUGCUCGACCAGACCAUCGAGGACUCUUUUAAAACGCCGUUUGCCUGCCACGCUAUGAACAGCGUACUGGACUUUUACCUGGGGACGGUUCUGCCCGCGGCCAUCGCCGGGGUUUCGGACGACACCAAGGAGUUGAAACCUUACGUGGAGUCCAUCCAGAUCAUAUUCGAUGAGCUGAAAAGAGAUGUCACCAAAUGUAAGAAAUACUUUGCCUGCCAGAAGCAGUUUGACGUCCUCAAACUCAAUGCUACAUACAACCAGCUGGAGAAUAAAGGAGUGUACAAAGCCAUGGGCGAACUGGAUGUGCUCUUCAACUACAUCGAAUCCUAUCUGGCCUCUAAACGUCACAGGAACGACGAUCCGGUGCUUUCGUAA
Molecule: messenger RNA, 567 nt
Organism: Nerophis lumbriciformis (worm pipefish)
Lineage: Eukaryota; Metazoa; Chordata; Actinopteri; Syngnathiformes; Syngnathidae
Source: RefSeq, a predicted model, not a curated record